AGACAUUUACCUUUUCUUUCGUACUGCACAGUAGUUCGGAGCAGAGGACGAUUGAGAGCUGGGGCUGACCUCUCUGCCUUCAUUCAAAGCCCUCGGAACUCAAGCACCCGAAGGAGGCCCUCAUUCAGACAGUGUCAACGACCACGAGAAUCUUACGUGAAGCGGAGUAGUACAGCUAGGGGAUAUAUAUAUCAAGUUUCGUACCGAGCAAAGCCUACAGUGCCGACUUACCGUUGAAAGCGAUGGCCGUCGAUCUGAAGGACCUCGUGAAUGAGGUCGUCGAGGCGAACUCUGAGGACCUGUACGAACUGAGUCGCUUCGUCUGGGGGCAUCCCGAACUCGCCCUGAAGGAAGUGCAAUGUCACGACUGGCUCACGGACUUCUUGGAACGGCGUGGCUUCGAGGUGACGCGUAAUUACCUGCUGGACACUGCGUUCAAGGCGGAAUUCCACGCACCCGGCGGUGCAGAAGGACCCUGUAUAGCCCUGCUGUGUGAGUUCGACGCAUUGCCCGACAUAGGCCACGCCUGCGGGCACAACCUGAUCGCCGAGGCCUCGGUGGGCGCAGCUCUGGCCGUGCAAGAGGCUAUGAAAAGCAACAGCGACAUGCGUGGCAAGCUUGUCGUCCUCGGCACACCGGCGGAAGAGAGUCGCUGCGGUAAGGAGCAGCUGAUUCGAAUGGGAGCCCUGAAUGGAAUCGACGCUACGCUCAUGGCUCACCCAUCGCCAGUGGACAUCCUGGCGGCUGCCUUUGUGGCGUUACAUCAGAUUGUAGUUCGCUUCAAAGGAAAAGCAGCUCACGCAGGAGGGUCACCGUGGGAAGGAAUUAACGCCCUGGACGCCGCCGUCGCCUCGUACGUCAACAUCGGGCUCCUUCGGCAGCAGCUGAGGCCAACCGCCAGGGUGCACGGAGUCAUCACUGAUGGCGGCAAGUACCCCAACGUGAUUCCCGAGGCGUCGGAGGCGAUCUACUUCGUCCGGGCUCCGAGCACCGAAGAGCUGGCCGAGGUCAAGCGAAAGGUCAAAGCCUGCUUUCACGCGGCAGCCGAAGCCACGGGCUGCACGGUGGAAAUCGAGGAGCAGAGCUUGCCGUACAUGCACAUGAUACACAACGACGCCAUGGCGAGGACGUACCGGAAGCACGCCAACGCUCUCGGCGUUACCUUCGUGGACGACGUCGUGGAGAACAUGCCGCCGUCGGGAGCAGGCACGGACUGCGGCAACGUGUCCCACCGUGUACCCACCAUCCACCCGGUGUUCGGCAUCGGCAGCGCCCGGGGUCCGGCCAAUCACACGCGAGGGUUCGCCGACGUCGCCAACGCCGCCGACUCGCAGCCGCCCACUUUGCGAGCUGCUAAAGUUCUGGCACUGACCGCGCUUGACCUGCUCACGGACUCGGAGUUGAUGGGCGAAGUGAAGCGGGAAUUCGCGGCUCUCCAGCUGCCACCGGAAGAAGAAAUGCGAGCGAUGUUAUCCUAGAACGAUAACGAAUGAAUGCAUUGGUGAGCUACAAUACCAUAAAG
Messenger RNA from Rhipicephalus sanguineus (brown dog tick), 1522 nucleotides. Its product is annotated as peptidase M20 domain-containing protein 2. The record is from RefSeq and is a predicted model, not a curated record. The transcript has 7 exons. NCBI's taxonomy places the organism in Eukaryota, Metazoa, Arthropoda, Arachnida, Ixodida, Ixodidae. Gene Ontology annotation, molecular function: dipeptidase activity. Bases 243 to 1478 code for a protein of 411 amino acids.